Molecule: messenger RNA, 930 nt
Organism: Mycosarcoma maydis (corn smut)
Lineage: Eukaryota; Fungi; Basidiomycota; Ustilaginomycetes; Ustilaginales
Exons: 5
Coding region: 1-930 (309 amino acids)
Biological process (GO): sphingolipid biosynthetic process
Cellular component (GO): endoplasmic reticulum membrane
Molecular function (GO): 3-dehydrosphinganine reductase activity
Source: RefSeq, a predicted model, not a curated record
AUGGGUGCGUUGCGUAGCAAAAAGUGGAAGGCGCAAGGGAAGCACGUGUUCAUCACGGGCGGCUCGCAGGGUCUUGGUCUUGCAGUGGCCGAAUUGCUCGCUUCCAAAGGUGCGCACGUCACCAUCUGCAGUCGAACCGAGUCCAAGCUUCGAGAAUCGGUGGAGAAAGUCAAGGCAGCCGCCAAGUCCAAUAGCCAAAACAUCGAUUACAUCGCUGCAGACGUGUCCACGUUUGAAGGCGCAAAGCGCGCGAUAGAAUCAUGUCGAGUUGUCCCAGACACCGUGUUCUGCUGCGCUGGCGGUGCCAAACCCGGAUUCUUCAUUGAACAGACCGAAAGCGACUUCGAGAAGGGGAUCAAGACCGACUAUUGGACGUGCCUCGCUACUGCACAUGCGUCAGCAAAUGCAAUGGCACGGACCAAUCUCGCCGAUGGCAAGAUUGUGCUUGUAAGCUCAACACUGGGACUUAUUGGACUGGUCGGGUACUCGCAAUAUGCGCCGAUGAAGCAUGCUAUCAGAGGACUCGCCGAGUCGCUGCGAUCCGAGCUGAUCCUCUAUGGCAUCUCUGUCCACGCCUACUUUCCCGGGACGAUCCUCUCGCCUGGGCUGGAAGAGGAGAACAAGACCAAGCCCAAAAUUACACUCGAAAUCGAAGGACAAGAUGAUGGUUUGACACCGGCCCAGUGCGCAAAGGGUCUUAUCAAGGGGGUGGAGCGAGGACACUUUUUCAUUACGACAGAUUUCAACACGGAACUCUUUCGAUCCGCCGCUCUCGGUGCAAGUCCAACCAACCGUGGAGUGCUGGACAGAGCGGUUGCGCUGAUUGCCUGGAUCGCCAUCCCCGUCUGGCGCAACUUGAUAGCGGACAGAGCCAUCAAGAAGCAUAGCAAACAACAUAAACAGUCUCUGUUUAGUGCUCCAACCAAUUGA